AUGGCCCUGAAGAAGUAUAAUACAACAGUGACAGAGUUCGUUCUCUUGGGCUUCUCUCAGAGUGCAAAAAUCCAGUCCAUCCUCUUCUUUAUCUUUCUCACCAUGUACAUCAUAACCUGGCUUGGGAACCUUGCCAUUAUCAUUACUGUGAUUUACUCACCCCACCUCCACACCCCCAUGUACUUUCUGGCAAACCUGGCUGUAAUAGACAUCAGUGAUUGCACAGUUACUGCACUCAAAAUGAUGUGGGACCUCAUGUCUCAUACAAAUUCCAUCUCCUACAACUGGUGUAUCACCCAAAUGUUCUUCUUCCAUUGCACUGGAGGUGCUGUGGUCUUCUUCCUAGUUGUAAUGGACAUUGACAGGUACAUAGCUAUCUAUAAACCACUGCAAUAUUUGCUUAUUAUGAACCAAGAAGUGUGCAUAGGCUUGGUUGUAGGAGCUUGGUUGGGUGGCUUUGCUCAUUCUAUUGUCCAGAUAGCACUGCUAAUUCAGUUAGCAUUCUGUGGGCCCAAUAUGUUGGAUAAUUUUUACUGUGAUGUUCCACAGGUAAUCAAACUGGCUUGCACAGAUACAUACAUUACAGAGCUCCUGAUGGUUUGUAACAGUGGGCUGCUCCUCACACUAAUCUUCUUUAUCUUACUUAUAUCAUAUACUGUGAUUCUGGUGAAGAUUAGGAGGCAUGUCACGGAAGGGAAGCACAAAGCUCUGUCUACAUGUUCUGCACAGAUCAUGGUCAUGAGCUUACAUUUUGUUCCAGCAAUGUUCAUUUAUGAUCGACCUUUCCAGGUAUCUCCAGUGGACAAAAUGACUUCAAUCUUGUACACAGCAAUCACUCCAGUGCUAAAUCCAAUCAUCUUCACUUUGAGAAACACAGAAAUGAAAAUCAGUAUUAGAAAACUGAUUGGAAAAAUUAUGUCAUCCAAAAUAACUGAAACAAAAUAG
Messenger RNA from Rhineura floridana, 945 nucleotides. RefSeq names its product olfactory receptor 4D1-like. Gene Ontology annotation, molecular function: olfactory receptor activity; G protein-coupled receptor activity. The coding region runs from base 1 to 945 and encodes 314 amino acids. The record is from RefSeq and is a predicted model, not a curated record. The transcript has a single exon. Gene Ontology annotation, cellular component: membrane. NCBI's taxonomy places the organism in Eukaryota, Metazoa, Chordata, Lepidosauria, Squamata, Rhineuridae. Gene Ontology annotation, biological process: G protein-coupled receptor signaling pathway.